GGUUAGGUGACGAACUUCAGCACCGCCCCACUCGGGGCAUGAAAGGGGAGGGAAGAGGCUGUGCUGAUCCCACGUGUGACGCUUGCAUUCCCGGUUCAGUAAUAUUUUCAUAGCGGGGCUUUGCUUUGCUUUGGCUGUGUUUGUGUGUGUUUGUUAGUUUCUGCCUGUAGUUUGAUUAGCAAUGGAAGGAGACGGGAGCCAAACCACCUCUGGAAACUCAAAUGAUUCGCAACAUGACCCGGGUAAAAUGUUUAUCGGUGGCCUCAGCUGGCAAACAUCACCAGACAGCCUUAGAGACUAUUUCAGUAAAUUCGGGGAAAUAAGAGAAUGUAUGGUAAUGAGAGAUCCUACGACAAAACGAUCCAGAGGAUUUGGGUUCGUUACAUUUGCAGAUGCCGCCAGCGUAGAUAAAGUCUUAGCGCAAACACACCACGAAUUAGACUCAAAGACGAUUGAUCCUAAAGUUGCCUUCCCUCGACGCACUCAACCUAAGGUAAGACAGCUGAAGCUUUUCUCACUCCUGCUGUUUCACCUCUCCACACUUACUAGGUUGCAUAGCGAUCCGUUCUCUGCUGACUGUAGUGCUGCACUCCAUUGGCUAGAAGCACCCUUUGACUCAGUGUCAGCUCUUAGUGUAACAGGUGGUUUCAUGACUGCUUUUGAAAUGUGGGUGCUUUUUUUUCUUUUGUUGUGCAAUGUGAUUCCAGCUGAAAUAUUCUCCUGACUCUGUCCUGUGAUAAGGAGAUGUGUGUUGUGUGUGUGUGUGUUGAGCUUGGUCUUGAAGUAAUAGCCCCUUUAUUUGGCAUUGCAUUGUAGCUUAGCUGCGAAAGUGUUCUUCUCUGUGGCGUCUGGUGGCUUCGGGGCCGUGUGAGGCCCAAAACGAGCCCGGAUCAAUAAUGGAUUUCUCCCCGAGUGUGGGUGGGCCACAGAGAGGUAUUCUGAGUGAAGUGGGGAACUCGUAGUGAAUGCUUUUCAAAGCCAGGGCACAUGGUGCCUUCAGGGUAGCGGCAUAUGGUUGAGAAACUGCUUUUUUUUUUUUUUUAAAUACCUAAUUUGCCUGUUCGUUGCGUUAACCUUUUCUUGUCCAAGGGUGUGGAAGAUGAACGGAAGAAACGGUUCAAACACACAGCCCCUGUGCUGCUGAGUUUUAUGUAAAUGUAUAAAAAAAAUGAUGUCUUUCUGCUGUUUUAUGUAUGAAUUUGUCAUGCCUCUGUUUGUUCUGUCUGUCGUCAGAAGACAGCGACAAAUGAGUUGCGGUGUGAGGGAAAUGAGUGCUCCUUUGACUUGAAAUGGCAGGCUGAAGGGCAAGCUCAUUAGGGAAGAAAAGAGGGUUUAUUUGUUUCAGUAUUAAGCAGAGAAUGUGGAUUUCAAAGGAUCUCGGAGCAAUAGGAUUAAGGCAGAUAGAUUAGCAUUACACAGCUUUUUCCCUUCAUGUGAAAUUGAUUCGGGGGGGCCUCCUUAAGCAGUCGGAGGCGCUCCGAGGAUGGCGUUCGGAAGCGCGGGAUGUCAUUUUUUUCCUCUCUUUGCCCUCUGUGCCUUCCUGCCCGUGCUAGAGCUGAGGGGGGAGGGGGAGGGGUGCUGAGGGCGCUGGGGUGGGUGGCAGGUGGCAGUUGCUCCGUCGCCUGCAGGUGUUUUGCCGCUGUCUUGAAGUGGGUUUUUUAUAGGGGCCG
This is a messenger RNA of Clupea harengus (Atlantic herring), 1670 nucleotides long. Its product is annotated as RNA-binding protein Musashi homolog 2-like. The coding region runs from base 182 to 724 and encodes 180 amino acids. Gene Ontology annotation, biological process: central nervous system development; regulation of translation. The record is from RefSeq and is a predicted model, not a curated record. The transcript has 5 exons. Gene Ontology annotation, molecular function: mRNA binding. NCBI's taxonomy places the organism in Eukaryota, Metazoa, Chordata, Actinopteri, Clupeiformes, Clupeidae. Gene Ontology annotation, cellular component: cytoplasm.